AUGCAAGGCCUUUAUCGUAUUGUUGCUCUAUGUGAUGCCUCCGCGGAGGCCGCUAGUCGCGCCAAGGGGGCUUUUCUCGCCACCAGGAUGCAUGUCAUGUCUGCAGUAGCCAGGCGCUGGUGGGCUGCCAGAGCUGUAGUCUGCAGCUUUCAAAGAGUGCCGCAGGAACUGUAUGGUUUGCGACAGCACCAGGAGGAGCUGAGGAGGGAAGUGCGUGGGUGGAGGCAGCAGGUGGUGCAAGACAAGGAGGAAGGAGAACAAGGAAUGGAUGCAAUACGGAGGGAGGUGCAGGUGGUGAGGGAGGAGAGGGCACGGGAGGUAUUGAAGCUGGUGGAGAAGGUGGAUGAGAUGAGUCAGCAAUGGAGCCAGAAUCUGGACGAUCAGAUGAGCGGAUUGAGAGUUGUGCUAGAAGCAACGAGGAGGGACGUGAGAGUGGCACGGGAGGAAGGGGCUGAUGAGAUGAGGAGGGUUUUGGGGAAGGCUGAAGAGGUGAGGCAGCAGUGGGGAAGGGGAUUGGAUGAUGAUGUGGGGAAGUUGGUGGGGAGGAUGGAAGAGAUGCAGCAAAGGAUGGAGCAACGGUGGAGGGAGGAGUUCAAACAUGAAGUUCUCACCGCCUCUCUGAAAGAGGAGCUGGGAAGAACAAGGAGAGAGAUGCUGACGGCAAAGGAGGAAAGGGCAUGGGAAAUGCGAGAGGUGAUGGGGAAAAUGGAAGAGUUGAAGCAUUCAAUGAUACUAGAGUUGAGGCAUGAGAAGGAGCAGGUGGAGAAGGCGAGGAGGGAGAAGGAGCAGGCUGAGAAGGCGAGGAGGGAGAAGGAGCAGGCUGAGAAGGCGAGGAGGGAGAAGGAGCAGGCUGAGAAGGCGAGGAGGGAGAAGGAGCAGGCUGAGAAGGCGAGGAGGGAGAAGGAGCAGGCUGAGAAGGCGAGGAGGGAGGAGGAGCAGGCUGAGAAGGCGAGGAGGGAGGAGGAGCAGGCUGAGAAGGCGAGGAGGGAGGAGGAGCAGGCUGAGAAGGCGAGGAGGGAGGAGGAGCAGGCUGAGAAGGCGAGGAGGGAGAAGGAGCAGGCUGAGAAGGCGAGGAGGGAGGAGGAGCAGGCUGAGAAGGCGAGGAGGGAGAAGGAGCAGGCUGAGAAGGCGAGGAGGGAGAAGGAGCAGGCUGAGAAGGCGAGGAGGGAGAUGGAGCAGGCUGAGAAGGCGAGGAGGGAGAUGGAGCAGGCUGAGAAGGCGAGGAGGGAGAUGGAGCAGGCUGAGAAGGCGAGGAGGGAGAUGGAGCAGGCUGAGAAGGCGAGGAGGGAGAAGGAGCAGGCUGAGAAGGCGAGGAGGGAGAAGGAGCAGGCUGAGAAGGCGAGGAGGGAGAAGGAGCAGGCUGAGAAGGCGAGGAGGGAGGAGGAGCAGGCUGAGAAGGCGAGGAUGGAGAAGGAGCAGGCUGAGAAGGCGAGGAGGGAGAAGGAGCAGGCUGAGAAGGCGAGGAGGGAGGAGGAGCAGGCUGAGAAGGCGAGGAGGGAGAAGGAGCAGGCUGAGAAGGCGAGGAGGGAGAAGGAGCAGGCUGAGAAGGCGAGGAGGGAGGAGGAGCAGGCUGAGAAGGCGAGGAGGGAGAAGGAGCAGGCUGAGAAGGCGAGGAGGGAGGAGGAGCAGGCUGAGAAGGCGAGGAGGGAGGAGGAGCAGGCUGAGAAGGCGAGGAGGGAGAAGGAGCAGGCUGAGAAGGCGAGGAGGGAGAAGGAGCAGGCUGAGAAGGCGAGGAGGGAGAAGGAGCAGGCUGAGAAGGCGAGGAGGGAGAAGGAGCAGGCUGAGAAGGCGAGGAGGGAGGAGGAGCAGGCUGAGAAGGCGAGGAGGGAGAAGGAGCAGGCUGAGAAGGCGAGGAGGGAGGAGGAGCAGGCUGAGAAGGCGAGGAGGGAGAAGGAGCAAUGGCCACAGCUAAGAUCAAAGCAGCUGCGGGAUUGCAUUCAAUACUACUUUCCAGAGCUGCUAGAGGAGGAGGACGAUGACUCUGAGCUAAUGGCAGAGGAAUGUCAGAGAAGGUUGGAAAAGUGGCAGCUGGCAGAGGAAUUUGAACACGUCUUUGAGCGAGCGCAGGGAAAGAGGGCAGAGAAGGUGGAGAAGGCAAGGGAGCGUAGGCGGGUGGAGUUUAGGCAGAAGGACUGGAAGCAGAGAAAGGAGAGAGAAGUGGCUAUUGAUAGGAAGAGGGAGAGGUUGCAGAGAAUGGAGAUUAUGACCGGAGAAGUGGAGGAGAAAAAGGUCGUGACGGGUGAGGAGGAGAGCUUAGAGGACGAAAAGAUUGAUGGCGGUAAGGAUGAUGGUGAGGAAAAGGAAUGUCCAACAGUCAGAUUAGAAAGGGAAAAGAGGGUGAGGAGGAGGAGGGGAAGAGGAGCACCAUGGGAAGAAAUGACAACCUUGACACAACACAACUAG
Molecule: messenger RNA, 2403 nt
Organism: Closterium sp. NIES-65
Lineage: Eukaryota; Viridiplantae; Streptophyta; Zygnematophyceae; Desmidiales; Closteriaceae
Source: the annotation of a GenBank genome assembly